AUGUACAGGCAAAUAAAAGUUGCUAAAAAAGAUCAAGAAGUGCAAAGGAUUUUGUGGAGACGUGACCCAAAGGAAGACAUUCGUUGUUAUAAAUUAACAACAGUAACCUAUGGCACAUCUUCCGCACCCUAUUUAGCAAUUCGUGUUUUGAAUAAAUUAGCAGAGGAUGAAGAAAGCAGUACACCAGUAGCAGCAGAUAUUAUUAAACAAGACUGCUAUGUAGACGAUAUAAUAACAGGAGCAAACUCCAUAGCAGAUCUUCAUAUUAAAUCUGAUCAACUUGUGACAAUGCUUGGCCGCGGAGGAUUUUCUCUACACAAGUGGUCCAGCAAUAAUCAAGAAUUUUUAAACACAAUUGCACAAGAAAAUCAAGAAUUAGAAAAUACGUGCUUCAUUGAUAAAACUGGAAUAAUUAAAGCAUUGGGGUUAUUAUGGAACCCGACAGAAGACAUUUUUAAGGCAACAAUUCCAUCAGCAUUCCAAAGAACUUUCACAAAAAGAGCCAUUUUAUCAGCCAUAUCCCAAAUCUUCGACCCAAUGGGACUUAUAGCCCCAGUCGUAGUCAAGGCGAAGAUGAUAAUGCAAAAGAUAUGGAAACAGAAGACUGAUUGGGAUGAAGAAGUUCCAGCAACAAUUAAAGAAGAGUGGAAAACCCUUCAAAAUCAGUUCACUCUUCUAAAAGAAAUAAAGAUUCAACGGUAUAUGUUCAACCAAGAACCAAUAAAACAAAUUGAGUGCCAUGGAUUCGCUGAUGCAUCAAUCGCAGCAUAUGGAGCAUGCAUCUAUAUUCGGGCAAUAUAUAACAAUAAUUCUAUAUCAUCAAGGCUAUUAACUGCCAAAUCAAAAGUAGCACCAAUCAAGAAUGUGACUCUGCCACGACUAGAACUAUGUGAAGCACAUAAGUAA
This is a messenger RNA of Ctenocephalides felis (cat flea), 906 nucleotides long. RefSeq lists its product as uncharacterized. The record is from RefSeq and is a predicted model, not a curated record. The coding region runs from base 1 to 906 and encodes 301 amino acids. The transcript has a single exon. Lineage: Eukaryota; Metazoa; Arthropoda; Insecta; Siphonaptera; Pulicidae.